Molecule: messenger RNA, 1986 nt
Organism: Puccinia graminis f. sp. tritici CRL 75-36-700-3
Lineage: Eukaryota; Fungi; Basidiomycota; Pucciniomycetes; Pucciniales; Pucciniaceae
Product: alphaK I9
Exons: 5
Coding region: 1-1986 (661 amino acids)
Biological process (GO): protein phosphorylation
Molecular function (GO): protein serine/threonine kinase activity; ATP binding
Source: RefSeq, a predicted model, not a curated record
AUGUCACUCUGUACGAAGUGCAACACUUGGUCUGAUCGCGGUACAUUUGGUGAUUUCUGCUUCGAGUGUAUAAAGGCUUCUGGAAUGAACGUGGACAAGAUGAUGUUAUUCUUCAGCAACCAGCCAACCCCAGUUCCCCCCCGCUUGGACCCUCCUGCCACCCACCAACACCAGUCUUCUCUUAGCAGCUUGUCCAAUCGCCGUCACCAAGCUGAAAAUCAGUCCAAUCCGGGGUUUGCUUCCCAUCCAGCCACCAACAUGUCUAACCCUGCUCCCCAUCCCGCCCAAAUCAGCACCACUCGGCCUUCAUCUCAGCCAUCAAUUAGUACCUCCCGAUCAUCCACUGCCCAACCUACUUAUGCAGACUUCCAGCGCAUGACAACUGAGAAACGAGUCAAGCCUGCGACCCGCAUUUCCCGGAUACUAGUGAAGAUCGAUCUCAAGAAUGCACGCCUUCUUGAUGACCUCCGCCGACAACUAUGGGAAUUCUUCUCUGCCGAGCUCCUGAACAAAGGUAAAGUAUUGACCCUUGCGACCAACCCAGAGGAUUGUACUCACCUUCAAGUUGGACUCACCCGGAUUCGGGAUCUUGACAUCUUAACUGACUUGGCCAAGCCUUCAACUCUCAAAAAGCCAGUUGCCAUUGACCUUAUGUACGAAAACCCGAUUGAAGACUGUGCCACAAAUCUUCGUACAGAUACUUCAUACUAUCCGACCUCGGCACCAACUGAGCGUCGUGUUUUACGCUCUGCAUCAAAGGCUGUCACACACCCAUCAAAAUCCAGUUCAAACCCCUCAGCUUGGGCCCUUGGAGGAGUUGCCGGAACGGUAGUGAGAGGAGAAGGAAACCUUUCACAAAAGCUUGCUUGUCUUGGGCAACCGGUGUCGUACUCCAUCAAGAUCAAUCCUGAGGGAUGGACCGUUGGCCAGCGAAUGGUUUUCCACACCAGCAAUAUUGAUCCGAUUCCAGCAAGCUCACAGCGAGUGAUGCUUCGUGGCCUCCAACACCUCCGGGCUACUAGCCAUCCCAUAACUCUCAGGGUCCACGAUGAGGAAGAAAAGAAUAAGAUUGGUCAGGGGAGCAUGCGGAUAGCUUACCCUGCCCAGGUGAAAGUAAUUGACGAAGAUGGGACCGAGAAGAUAACGGAGUGGGUGGCCAAGGUGAGGAUAAACGACAUUACUCCAACCCUAAACCCCCACGCCACCGAUGCCUUGAUGCAUGAAGCCUGUGGGCUGCUACUUCAAGAAUUUAAGAAGGCCUUGGAAAAUUGCCAGCGUCUUAGCUGGGCAUUGAAAAAGAAGGGAAGUGGGAUCCAGCUUGUUCGACAUGCAGUUGUCAUCACAGGUGACCCAGAGUGGCCAAACAAGGUUUAUUUUCUUGAGAAAAGACUUAUCGGCCCCUAUGUCAAAUAUUCAAGCAACGUCAAUUUCAAUGUCAACCUGAACCAAAUCGGAAUGGAUGAACAAUUGUUUUGGCUCAUGAACGCUUUCACGCACUGGUCUUACCUACAUUCCCAAGGCCAAAGCCUUGUCUGUGACCUCCAGGGAGUUGGUCCAAUACUUACUGACCCCCAAAUCAUCGACCUGGAUAACUCGCGUUGGGCAGAUGGAAACAACUCAUUGAAAGGAAUCAAGCAAUUCAUUACCAAUCACAAAUGUUUCACUGUUUGCACUUCCCUGGGAUUUAGCCAACCGGUGGACCUCCGCUGGCGAAAGGGAGUCUCUGUACAUCUACCAGAAACCGGCCAACCCUCAGCAAACAUGGCUUGUUCAACCGAAACACAUGUUACAGCACCUCGUUUAGUCCCCAGUCCGGAUAUCAUUAUUCAACACCCGCCUGCAACAAGACACCCACAAUCCCUUGCCCAUCUCCUGGGCACUGCUCCUUCGACAUCCCUUCCUAAUGCUGAAGAACUCCUUGCUGGCAACAACUCUAUCUCAACAACACAGGAUGGAGCACCAGAAAAUACCAGCAAUGAGUUGUGA